Molecule: messenger RNA, 1427 nt
Organism: Budorcas taxicolor (takin)
Lineage: Eukaryota; Metazoa; Chordata; Mammalia; Artiodactyla; Bovidae
Gene: GRPEL1
Product: GrpE like 1, mitochondrial
Exons: 4
Coding region: 42-695 (217 amino acids)
Biological process (GO): protein import into mitochondrial matrix; protein folding
Cellular component (GO): PAM complex, Tim23 associated import motor
Molecular function (GO): protein-folding chaperone binding; adenyl-nucleotide exchange factor activity; protein homodimerization activity
Source: RefSeq, a predicted model, not a curated record
UCGCGCAUGCCCGGUGCGCGCACGCAGUGCCGGCAGCAGUCAUGGCCGCUCGGUGUGUGCGGCUGGCGCGGCGCAGCCUCCCGGCUUUCGCGUUGUCUCUCAGGUCUUCUCCGCGGCUGCUGUGCACAGCUGCAAAACAGAAGAACAACGGCCAGAACUUGGAAGAGGAUGCGGGUCAGAAUGAACAGAAGACAGAUCUUCCCUCCAUGGAGAAGACACUCAUGGAAGAGAAGGUCAGGCUGGAAGAGCAGCUGAAGGAGACCAUGGAAAAAUAUAAGCGAGCUCUAGCAGAUACUGAGAACUUGCGGCAGAGGAGCCAAAAAUUGGUGGAGGAGGCCAAACUAUAUGGCAUCCAGGGCUUCUGCAAGGACUUGCUGGAGGUGGCAGACAUCUUGGAGAAGGCCACACAGUGUGUCCCGAAGGAAGAGAUUCGGGACGACAACCCGCACCUGAAGAACCUCUACGAGGGGCUCGUGAUGACCGAAGUCCAGAUCCAGAAGGUGUUCACGAAGCAUGGCCUGCUCCGGCUGAACCCCCUGGGCGCCAAGUUUGACCCGUACGAGCACGAGGCGCUGUUCCACACGCCAGUCGAGGGGAAGGAGCCGGGCACGGUGGCUCUGGUUAACAAAGUGGGCUACAAGCUGCACGGGCGCACCCUGAGGCCCGCCCUGGUGGGGGUGGUGAAGGAGGCUUAGCAGCCCGUGGGUUGCAGCGCUUUGUCGUAAUCACUCGCUGACUCUUCCAGGGCGGGUUCGUCUUUUCUCACCUAUGAAUACUCUUGACCUUUUCCUAAACCUUGCUGCAAGGCCCCCGCAGAAAAGCGAGCCAGUUGCACAGCUCCGUUAACAAACUGGAAUACAGGAGUCGGUCCCUUGAUUUUUAACAUGUUCCACGUGCUUAUGGAACAGGCUGAUGGGACACUGCUGGACUCUGGGGUAUCACAAAAAACACUGUGUCUGCUGUGACUCUGGUGACGUCAGAGUGUUUGGAGUAAAUAAAAGGCCUUCAGGAACCCCGUCUGCUGGCUGGCCCUGCCGGCUGCUCUGCACCCCGUGCGUCUCACUGUAGCCUGUGAGCUCCUGGGAUGCUUGGCUCCCACUCAGGCAGUGGAGGGGAUUGCUGAGGAAGGUUUAUGAUGCCCUUGGUGACAAACAUGAUUUGAGUUCUUUAUAAUCAGUAACUACCUGCCUGCCCAGAACCAUCACACCUCUACUUUGCCCGUUACCGAAGGUGACGGAAUCAGUUGCUGUUGUCCUGUUUCAUUCACCUCUGGAAAUGUUGAAAUCUGUACCCAGCUAGUGACCAGUGACCUAAAGGUGUUUCCCCUAGUAAGAUGGACUUUCCUAGAGAAACCUGAGGAUGUGCUUGCUAUAUUUUAAAUGUUACAUUUUAUUUAAGAGGAUUAAAGCCCUGAUAUUAUUUUCCUA